AUGGAGGUUGGGAGCGGCACGGGGCUGUCUGCUGGGGGGCGUGGCUGUCGUCCGCAGACGGUGAAGUUUCCCACGGGGCGCGGGGGGCCAGCGGUGCCCGUAGCGAAUGGGAAAACGAUGCUGAAUAACACGCCUACGGCCUCGUCGCAUGAACGUUAUUCGCGCUUUGGUGAGGCGUUUGCGGACGUGGGCGUGUGCCGGAGCACAGGGAUUCGUAUUCGGCUUUGCUACCAAACAUUUGGGCAGCGCGAUGCCGCGGGCGGGGUGGUUCUUCUUAUCAUGGGACUGGCUUCUCCCAUGCUGCUGUGGGACAUGAAAUUCUGUGAAUGCCUGGCGUCACGUGGGUUUUACGUCAUUCGCUUUGACAACCGUGAUAUAGGGCGGAGUACGUUUCUCACGGGCCAAAAGGUGUUACCGGCAGCACUGUCUAGGGACUCCGUGAGGGAUGAGGCGGAGGUAUGGGAGGUCAAUUCCGGCGCGGCGCCCGCCCACUCCUGGUUGGGCGCGUUAGGUGAGGACACGCUGCUGUAUGCGCGGCUGGCCUACGCCAGUGUGGUGCCAGGGCGUCAUAACCUCCUACGUGAGGUGUACACGCUGCAGGACAUGGCAAGGGACAGUGUCGGUUUACUAGACGCCUUGCACGUUAGCAAGGCACAUGUCGUCGGCAUGUGCAUGGGUGGUAUGAUUGCGCAGGUUGUAGCCAUUUACCACCCGGCACGGGUUGCGUCGCUCGCACUGAUAUCCACACACAGUGGAUCUUCGCAGGCGGGGUGGCCCUCGCUGCGGGACGCUUUGGCAUUGGCCCACUUUGCCAUGUAUGUUACACGUAAAGGCUUCGCCGUGCCGCUGCCGCUUCGAGGGAAAAAUGGCCGUAAGAAGCCAACACCAAAAGAGGAGGGUGCCUUGGCUCACGCGUUAGUAAAUCUCAUUGGACGCUUCGCGCCGGGGGCUGGGACGUCCUUUCCCAUUGAUCGGAGGGCCUGCUUAACGCAGAUGCGCCGCAUAGUUCGACGGAGUUCGGAUUUUAGCGGGGCCCUGCGGCAGUACGUGGCACUGCUGAAUGCACCCGAUCGCCUGGAGGGACUACGACGCAUUCGUGUGCCCACAGUUAUUUUGCAUGGCACCGCCGACCCCAUUGUGCCGUACGUGAACGGCGAGGAGCUCGCCGCCCUGAUUCCACACGCGGAGCUCGUUAGAGUUGCAGGGCUGGGCCAUGUCUUGCACCCAGCACUGCGUGACAGAAUUGUCGGUGCGCUGGCAUCAAAUAUGCGGGCGCCAGGGCGGGAGGAGCAGGGUCCGGCGGCCACGGCGUCCAAGCUCUGA
This is a messenger RNA of Trypanosoma conorhini, 1323 nucleotides long. Its product is annotated as hydrolase-like protein. The record is from RefSeq and is a predicted model, not a curated record. NCBI's taxonomy places the organism in Eukaryota, Euglenozoa, Kinetoplastea, Trypanosomatida, Trypanosomatidae. The transcript has a single exon. Bases 1 to 1323 code for a protein of 440 amino acids.